AUGGCGCACGCCCAGUCAGCAAUGCCGCUGUUGUUGCCACGGGAUUUCGCCAGCACCGCUUGCGAACUCAUCGGGGCAAACACCGAAACUGCCAAGCUGGGAGACCUCAGCAAGUUCGGCAGCCUCGACGGGAGAGGAGUCUCGAGUGCGGACACCAACAGCGACUGUCUGGAAACCUCUGCCAGCAGGCAGGUAUCCCAGAUAACGUCUUCGGACGCUUCCUCGUUGGAAGAGCGAGGCAUGGAGCUGCAGAAAGGCGACAUUAUGCCGAUCGUCCAGAGCGUGGUCAAGAACAGCGUGCACGCAGCCUCCCUGAUGGAUCCCACGGAUCCCGACGAGCGCCUGCUCGCGGUGUCAGAGUCGUUCCAGGCGAUCACAGGAUAUAACGAGUCGGAGUUGUUGCAGGCGUCUCCCCGGCUCCUCACCGCAGGGUGCGAGUACGGGACGACCCUCGAGAUGCAGGCCUUGAUCAAGAACGCGCACCUGACUGGAAGCCCACUCUUCGCCCGGGUAGUCAACCGGAGCAAACAGGGCUGGCUCUUCUGGAGCACGGUGUACAUCCGCGGCCUGAUGGUUGCCGUCGAUCCGGUCUCCGCGGAGCCGGUGUGGCUCGUGCUGACGACAUAUUCCAGCUCGGAAAGGCCCUCCGACGAGGACGGGGAGGAUCGGACGGGGACUCCCGCGACGCCCUGCGCAAGUUGCGUGGCGCCAGCGAGGACCUCUGCGCCAAGAUCAGCGACGAGCUCGCCCGGUUCGCCAGCGGAGUCUGCCGGCCGGCGGCGUUCGAGGCGAGCCCCUCGAUGGGCUGCGGCGGCGUGCUGUGGAGUCGCUGGGCCGGGCUGGACCUCGUCUGGCGGCGCCAGGGGUCGCUGGGCGGAGUGUUGCGCUAAGGUCCUCGUCCUGGCCUCGUCUUACGCUGCGGCCCGUGCUAAGUUAGUGCUUCGUGCUCUCUUGGGGUCGCGCUGCUUCUUGCCCCGGGCGCGCCCUCGUCGGGAGCUGCUGGAGCUGCCCCUGGCCCAAGGCGCCCCCCCGCUGGUCGCUCCAUUUUGGAGCCCCUCCCAGACAUGA
This is a messenger RNA of Prorocentrum cordatum, 1068 nucleotides long. Lineage: Eukaryota; Dinophyceae; Prorocentrales; Prorocentraceae. The record is from the annotation of a GenBank genome assembly.